Messenger RNA from Neomonachus schauinslandi (Hawaiian monk seal), 1281 nucleotides. RefSeq names its product adenosylhomocysteinase-like. The record is from RefSeq and is a predicted model, not a curated record. Gene Ontology annotation, biological process: L-methionine cycle. Lineage: Eukaryota; Metazoa; Chordata; Mammalia; Carnivora; Phocidae. Gene Ontology annotation, molecular function: adenosylhomocysteinase activity. Gene Ontology annotation, cellular component: cytosol.
AUGUUGGACAAACUGCCCUACAAAGUCGUUGACAUCAGCCUGGCCUCCUGGGGACGCAAGGCGGAGAAUGAGAUGCCGGGCCUGAUGCGCAUGAGGGAGAUGUACUCGGCCUCUAAGCCACUGAAGGGCACCCGCAUCGCUGGCUGCCUACACAUGACUGUGGAGACAACUGUCCUCAUUGAGACCCUCGUGGCCCUGGGUGCAGAGGUACAGUGGUCCAGCUGCAACAUCUUCUCUACCCAGGACCAUGCAGCUGCUGCCAUUGCCAAGGCUGGCAUUCCAGUGUACGCCUGGAAGGGUGAAAUGGAUGAGGAGUACCUGUGGUGCAUCGAGCAGAUGCUAUACUUCAAGGACGGGCCCCUCAACACGAUUCUGGAUGAUGGAGGCGACCUCACCAACCUCAUUCACACCAAGUACCCACAGCUCCUGUCAGGCAUCCGAGGCAUUUCUGAAGAGACCACAAUGGGGGUCCACAACCUACACAAGAUGAUGGCCAACGGGAAGCUGAAGGUGCCUGCCAUCAAUGUUGAUGAUGUCACCAAGAGCAAGUUUGACAACCUGUAUGGCUCGGAGUCUCUUAUAGAUGGCAUCAAGUGGGCUACAGAUGUGAUGAAUGCAGGCAAGGUGGCAGUGGUAGCAAGCUAUGGCGAUGUGGGCAAAGGUUGUGCCCAGGCCCUGAGGGGUUUUGGGGCCCAUGUCAUCCUCACGGAGAUCAACCCCACCAAUGCACUGCAGGCUGCCAUGGAGGGCUAUGAGGUGACCACUAUGGAUGAGGCCUGUCAGGAGGGCAACAUAUUUGUCACCACCACAGGCUGUAUUGACAUCAUCCUUGGCUGGCACUUUGAGCAGAUGAAAGAUGACUCCAUCGUCUGUAACACUGGACACUUUGACGUGGAGAUUGAUGUCAAGUGGCUGAACAAAACUGCUGUGGAGAAGGUGAACAUCAAGCCCCAGGUGGACCACUACUGGCUGAAAAAUGGGCAUCAUAUCAUCCUGUUGGCUGAGGGCUGGCUGGUCAACCUGGGCUGUGCCAUGGGUCAUCCCAACUUUGUGAUGAGCAACUCAUUCACCAACCAAGUGCUGGCACAGAUAGAGUUGUGGACCCACCCAGACAAAUAUUCUGUUGGGGUCCAUUUCCUGCCCAAGAAGCUGGAUGAUGCAGCGGCUGAAGCCCACCUGGGUAAGCUGAAUGUGAAGCUGACCAAACUGACUGAGAAGCAGGCCCAGUACCUGGGCUUGUCCCGUGAUGGCCCCUUCAAGCCUGAUCAUUACCACUACUGA